CACUUUCACUUUCAGGCUAGUCUCUGUCUGAGUUCACACAGACAGACUGCCCAGAGGGCGAGAGAGAGAGAGAGGGUCUGUUUCUCUCACUCUGUCCAUUAGCCAAUUUAAAGGGUGAGCAGAGAGUGAGGUCUGUAAUAUACUGGGUCAACAGGGAAACAGAAAGGGAAAGGAGAGUGGGAGAGAAGGAAAGGGAAAGGCUGCAGCUUGACAGGCUGAGAGGUCGGAAAAUCCAAAGUGAGAGCACAGUGCAGAUUGCGUGAGAGAGAGAAGGGGGUGAGGAGAUUUGGAAAGUACCAGGGAGACAAAAGGAGGAAUUCUAAAAGAGAGGUCAACUAAACUGGAGUCUCAACAGUAGAGGAAAAAGAAAAGACUCAGAGCUCUCUCGCUCUCUCUGUGUCACACACUUGACGGAACUGCUGAGGAAACUUUGUCUACUCAGACCAGAGGACUUAUUUGAUCUGCGUAUUGCAUGCUUUCAACCACAGAAAUGGAGAAGUGGCCUUUCUCAUGAAGAUAAAAGGAUGUCACGGUCAGUUUUACUGUUGCUAUCAAUAUUGACACUCCAAGGUAGUGGAUGUGAUGACUUUUUGAGGGAUGUUGUCAAGAAUCUUCAAACCACCCUUAACUCAGACCACGCUGGAUUUCGUAAGGUGUUUCCUAAAAACUAUUGGAUUUCCCACCACUACAAUGUCAACCUGCUGUGCAGCACUGAUCCGUGUUGUGUGUUCCGAGCUGCGACUGUUCUCUCUGACUCCUGGCUCCAGCUGCGCAGCCAGCUGUGGCCAGAGCACCAUAGCUUCAAAUACAUCUCCAAUCUCAUACAAGCCCUGGAUGACAGGGGCAUGACAAAAGGGAGAUUUGAGGAUCCUGACCCUUCAGUUCUUCCCUCUGUCUCCUCCUCUCCAGAGAAACUUCUCAACUUCACUUCAUCUGUUUUCUCCAAAUGGCUGGAGCUGGGGUGCUCAACCCCGGUGGAUACUUGUCCCUUCCCCACUCUGGCCUCUCCUGCUGGGGAGGAAGAAAGGCCAGCUCUGGAAAGUAAAAAAGUGAGGUUAUUAACCACACGAGCAGUUCACAUACAACACAGGGAGAAUGAAGGGGAAACAGGGAUGAGGUUACACACACCUCCACCAACCAAUAGGAGCCCACCAUCCAAAGGUGGGCUCCUAUUAGUUCUUUCUGGGUCUUUAUAUAUAUUUUUUUACCUUUAUUUAACUAGGCAAGUCAGUUAAGAACAAAUUCUUAUUUACAAUGACGGCCUACAUUGGAGCCUCCUGUUAUGUGGACUGCCCUGGAUGCUACUGUAGAGCGGUUGCUAUAGUUACUGAACUGACAUGCACAUGUAAUUGUUGCACUGAAAGUACAAAUGCAGUCAAGAUUAUGUAUAGAAUAACAACCUUUUAAUUUACUGUCUGCACACCAGAGUUCUAUUAUCAUAGCUAUAAGAAACCGUUACAUACCCAUACAACAUAGCCAUAUGUAUAAAAAGCCAUAUUCUAUGCAAGCUAACUAAACACUAACAAGUGUUUUAUAUUGAGCAAGCUACAGCACAUAAAUUAUUGUCCAAUAUUUCUGAUCAAAUUCAUAGGAUGUUUACAAUGCAGUGGAAUGUGAAUAUUUUUUUGUUGGUCUUCAAUGAAUGUUUUUUUUUCUUUUUCUAUGAACUAUUGUACAUACUGCAUCUUGUAAAUAAAAACCAUGCAGCCGU
Salmo salar (Atlantic salmon) is the source of this 1711-nucleotide messenger RNA. NCBI's taxonomy places the organism in Eukaryota, Metazoa, Chordata, Actinopteri, Salmoniformes, Salmonidae. The record is from RefSeq and is a predicted model, not a curated record.